UGGAGAGAUGAAGCUUGAUCCCAUAAUUGCAGCAGGAGAGAAAUCCAAAAAGGAUUUAGAGAAUACCUUCCAUCAGAUUCAAAAGAAGAAAGAAGGGCAAGAGAUUCAAUACCAAGUUCAGCGUAACGAUAAUCUAAAGAAAGAGAUCCACUCAUUUAUAACUACAAAUGGGACUAACAAAUCUUAUAUGGGCUAUAAUAUUAGAAAUCUUUCUCCUAAUUCUAAUCCUGCAAGUAAAUAUGCCUCAAAUGAGAAGAAAGCUAAUAACAUGAAUGACAUCCUCAAGGCCCAAAUUGAGGAGAAGAAGUUACUAGAAAUGAAACAGAAAUUGAAAGAUCAAACUUAUAGCGAGUACAUACAGAGAAAGGACUCAGAAGCAGAAUCUGCAGAGAGAAAGUCACAGAAUUUAUACAGACAAGCCAAAGUCAACUACCUGCAGUCACUUAAAGAGCAGAUGAGAGAACAACAGCAGAUGAAAUACAGUUGGGUAGAAAUGGAUGAGAGAGAAAAAUAAAAUCAAUAGACAAAAGUUAAAGGAACUUGCAAGAGCAAGCCCAGACAGAUACAGAAGAAAAGCCCAAAAAUUGGAAGCUUUAAGCUUAAAGAAUACUAAUAAAAUAAGGGAUGAGUAUGGAGGAGCUAAGACUGACAGGCCAAUUAAUAUGGGCACCACAGAUUCGGUUGAUAAUAUAAAAACAUUAGAUUUUACGAAUGAUGCUAAAAUGCCAAAGCUAGUUAAAAAGGAAGUGAGGAUUCAGAAACCACCAAUAUCUGAUCCAAAAGGCUAUAUAACCGACUCUUCUAAAGAUAGGACCCCAAGAUUGCCUCUUCGAAACUCUCAAUAUGGAAAAUCGAUACUCACAACUCCACCAAAAUAUGAAUAUCAGUCAUCAAAUGAAGGUCAGAUUUCAAUGUCUCAGUAUAAGAAUGCAGAAGAUAAAUCAAGGAAUAGGAAUUUUCUAAAGAAUGCUUAUUCAGAUUUUACUAAAAAAUCAAUAGGAGAUGGGUACCAUCCAUCCCUCCCUCUUAUCUCGAGGGACUCAAAGGUAGCAUCAUCGUUGCAAAUGAAUGCGAAGCCAAUAAAGUCUAUCCUCAAAUCGCUACCUCCAAAGAGAACACUGAACAAAACUCCAAUUAGGAAAUCUAACAGAUCAAACCAGAAAAUGAUGGGUCUUGAACAGAUGCUCAACAAUAGGAUCGUUGGCGCACUGAGAAUGGAUAAUGUCAACAUGUCCAUAAAUCCUUCAUCUCGACUAUAUUAAGGACA
Molecule: messenger RNA, 1267 nt
Organism: Moneuplotes crassus
Lineage: Eukaryota; Ciliophora; Spirotrichea; Euplotida; Euplotidae
Source: the annotation of a GenBank genome assembly